Molecule: messenger RNA, 2939 nt
Organism: Mobula hypostoma (lesser devil ray)
Lineage: Eukaryota; Metazoa; Chordata; Chondrichthyes; Myliobatiformes; Myliobatidae
Product: homeobox protein DLX-6-like
Exons: 3
Coding region: 219-965 (248 amino acids)
Biological process (GO): negative regulation of transcription by RNA polymerase II; cell differentiation; embryo development
Molecular function (GO): RNA polymerase II cis-regulatory region sequence-specific DNA binding; DNA-binding transcription factor activity, RNA polymerase II-specific
Source: RefSeq, a predicted model, not a curated record
AAGUUUUCCUGAAUUUCACGGGGAAUUCUCUCAACUUAACCCUCUUUUUUUCACGCAGCGUACAAGUGGGGAAAUCACCUCUACUUGGAAAAUUGAGGAGAAGACGUUUGGAUUUGGUUGGCGAUCAGCCUCUGUGUCAGUUUCAUGUUGCGCGUCAAUUCCAUGUCAAUUUCCUGCAGGCUGGUAAUUCCUAGUCAGUCCUGUGCACUUCCUCGUUAAUGAUGACUAUGACCGCGAUGGCUGACGGUCUGUUAGCACCAGACUCAUCCAAGUCGGCCUUUCUGGAGUUUGGACAUCCAGCUCAGCAGUCAUCCCCUGGCAUGUCCCAUGGACACUAUCCAGUGCACGGCUUGCACUCGAGCGGACAUUCUCAGCACGAUGGUUCUUACUCAGGCGCCUCUUCGUAUGGCAGAUCGCUGGGUUACCCGUACCCAAGUCCAGUUAGCAAUCAUGCAGCUAAUCCGUACAUGCCAUACCAGAACAGCAGCACUUUGGGUCACACCAGGUUAGAAGACACAGAACACGAGAAGUCGACUGUAAUCGAAAAUGGAGAAAUCCGAUUGAACGGGAAAGGGAAAAAGAUCCGAAAACCGAGGACGAUUUAUUCGAGCUUACAACUGCAGGCUCUGAAUCAUCGCUUCCAGCAGACGCAGUAUUUGGCAUUGCCAGAGAGAGCAGAAUUGGCAGCCUCUCUGGGACUCACCCAGACACAGGUGAAAAUCUGGUUUCAGAACAAGCGCUCCAAGUACAAGAAACUGAUGAAACAUGGCUCCAGUGUGCAAGAAGGUGACCAUCUGCCCACCUCUGCUGCUUUGUCUCCAUGUUCACCUAAUAUCCCACCAGUCUGGGACGUUGCCAUGGCAAACAAGGGUGCCACUAUGCCUCCAAACAGCUACAUUAACAGUUUUGGGUCAUGGUACCCACCAGCCCACCAGGACACCAUGCCAAGACCCCAGAUGAUGUGACUGACCAGGAGUACAAUAUAUCCCGCAGACUUUCUAUCAAUUAGACUAAAAAGGUUACAUGAUUUGUGGUAGUUACGUACCAGAAAGAAUGACUGAUUUUUAGAUAGCAAUGGCUAUAUGCUUUCAGUCAUACCUAAACAGGUUUGUUGUAGAAAUGCAAUGGGUAUAUAGAGUCAAACUUCUCUAAUGAGUGCAAUGCAGUCUUUGUAUAAUGUCUGAUACUCUAUUGGAGAAGUUUGAAUAAUCUAUAAUCUACAUUGAGAAUUGCAAAAAAAAACAAUGAACUGAUUUUAUAGCUCUUCUAUUAAUCUCGAUUUUAAUGUUGUUUAAAAACACACAUCUUCAAGAUGCAGAUCCUUCUUAGUUGGAUAAAAUGCAAAGGCUGCAUUUCAAAUUGUUCACAGACAGGGCCCACUCUCUGUUUAAGAUAAAGACCAUAUCAACUUUGUUUUAUUUAAUUAUCAUAACGUUUGAAGUAUUAUGGUUUUCUAGACAAUAUUUAGUUGAAAUGUAUCACACUAGAAUUUUCAGGGGUUCUUUGAAUAUAAUAAAUAUGAAAAAGUGAAUAUGAUAAAUUUAAACACAAACAGUUGUCAAGAUGUAUAUAGUUAAAAAUAAUUGGAAAUACUAGAUUCUGGGAAAAUAGCUUUAAGAGAGACCAAAGUUUGGGGCUUUGAUCCUUGAUUUAAAAUUCUGGGGAUAAAAUAUUAACUGUGUUUACAGAUGCUAAUGGAAAUAUAGAAAAUUUCCAAUGUUUUCAACAUUAAAAUAAUUGUCGGCACUUUCAUAUCUAUCCUAUUAGAUAGAAGAAAGCUUAGUCUCAUCCAACAGCUCAACCAACACAAGAAAUUUGCAACCAUUACUUCCCAUAGUUCCAUCCAUUAUAAUCCAUGUUUGAUCUUAAAUCAUUGAAAUCAAGACUGGGGUGUUUAAAAUAACUAAAGACUAGUGUCUUUGAGUCAAAUUAAUCUAAUUAUUGCAAAGAAGUUCUGCCCACCUGACCACCAGUCCUGUUCCUCUCGCACCCCCCCCACCACCCCAUGCCCUCAUGAUAAACUAUAUAAUUAAUAACGAAAUGUGAUGUGUUAUAGGCGAUGAAACAACUGGACGUGACUCUCAUUUGAAAUACAGCCUAUGUAUCGAAAUAAAAGGGAUAUGUUUAGCUCAUCCAAGCAAUAAGGAGGCAAAAGAUGUCUUGGAGAACAAAACGGUAGAACACAGUAUGUGUGUGUAUAUAUUAAAAUAAUUGUAAAUAGUGCAUAUGUAUUAUGUCAUUAUUCUAAGUAAAUCAGUGAUACGCAUUCAAAGCAUCCUAUAUACACCCGAUUCGGAUAAACAUGGCUACUCGAUUUAAUAGUAUGUUUCUCAGGAUAAUAGAAACCGGAGCGUGUUCGCAUUAUUUUGAAAAAAGCAAUGCCGACUUACUGUGGACUUAACUGUAAUUAUGUGUAAAGGAAAAGCAAGAUGAUUGCAUGUAAUUGAUCAAACUAUUUCAUUCAGUCUACAUCCCUACACCAUUUCUUACUUACGUUUCCUCGAGGUCAAACAUAGACGUGAAGCUUACUAGAUUUUUAAAAUUAUAUAAAAUGUCUGCGGUCACGUUAAAAAGUGGAGGAAAGGUGAUUUUAUUUUUGCAUGACUACAUAUUAAUUUGCCGAGAAGAAUUGGUGCAUUUCUGGAAAUGUUGUAAUUUGUCUUUCUGAUUAAAAAGGCAUUGGACUUUUAAAAUGCAGCUAUCGUUUGGAUUAUGGUAACCGAGGGCCCACGCGCCUUUGCCCUGGCGUUACACUGAUGUUGCGGGAACAUUAGUUCACUUAGAUCAAGUGUAGGAUGGCGAAUUUGUCUUGAUUGUUGCAUCUCUAUUUUUUGAUGAAACAAAAGAUGACGACAUUACUUGAAGCUGAUGCGGCUUACUAAAUAAAAAUCCAAAGAAACGUUUUCUUUCGCGGCGUGUGUGAGAUAGGGAUGGGCGCU